This is a messenger RNA of Staurois parvus, 357 nucleotides long. The record is from the annotation of a GenBank genome assembly. Lineage: Eukaryota; Metazoa; Chordata; Amphibia; Anura; Ranidae.
CAGGAGAUGACCAGAGACUGCGGACAGCACAGCGCUGACCAGAGACUGCGGACAGCACAGAUGACCGCUGACCAGAGACUGCGGACAGCACAGAUGACCGCUGACCAGAGACUGCGGACAGCACAGAUGACUGCUGACCUUUGGGGAGGUGGGGAGCGGGUACCUGAAUUUGACAGGUACCCGCUCUUACUUCCGCAGUUGUUCUUUGAUCUUACCUGUUCCUCGAUCCAGCCGUGCGCUGUCUUCCCGGCUUCUGUAAUGGCGCUCGGCAUGACAGCCGGGUGCCCAGUGCGCAUGAGCGAAAAGCACUUGCACUUUGUGAUUGGUCCGGCGGCUUCUGGGAUCUGUCAUGUGUCC